Hyaena hyaena (striped hyena) is the source of this 2254-nucleotide messenger RNA. It is a transcript of the gene G6PD, whose product is annotated as glucose-6-phosphate dehydrogenase. NCBI's taxonomy places the organism in Eukaryota, Metazoa, Chordata, Mammalia, Carnivora, Hyaenidae. Gene Ontology annotation, molecular function: glucose-6-phosphate dehydrogenase activity; NADP binding. Gene Ontology annotation, biological process: glucose metabolic process; pentose-phosphate shunt, oxidative branch. The transcript is spliced from 13 exons. Gene Ontology annotation, cellular component: cytosol. The record is from RefSeq and is a predicted model, not a curated record. Bases 115 to 1662 code for a protein of 515 amino acids.
ACGCGGGCGGACGGCGCAGAGCCGCACGCGGACCCGCGAGGCAACGAGGACGCGGCGCAGCGGCGGCAGGGACAGAAGGCGCCACACGGCCGGGCGGCCCGCGCAGAGAGCAUCAUGGCAGAGCAGGUGGCCCUGAGCCGGACCCAGGUGUGCGGCAUCCUGCGGGAAGAGCUGUACCAGGGCAACGCUUUCCAUCGAUCCGAUACACAUAUCUUCAUCAUCAUGGGUGCAUCGGGCGACCUGGCCAAGAAGAAGAUCUACCCCACCAUCUGGUGGCUGUUCCGGGAUGGCCUUCUGCCCGAAGACACCUUCAUCGUGGGCUACGCCCGCUCCCAGCUCAGGGUGGCCGACAUCCGCAAGCAGAGCGAGCCCUUCUUCAAAACCACACCGGAGGAGAAGGCCAAGCUGGAGGAGUUCUUUGCCCGCAACUCGUAUGUGGCUGGCCAGUAUGACGACGCGGCCUCCUACCAGCGCCUCAACAGCCACAUGAAUGGCCUUCACCAGGGGCCACAGACCAACCGCCUCUUUUACUUGGCUUUGCCGCCCACAGUCUAUGAGGCGGUCACCAAGAACAUCCACGAGACCUGCAUGAGCCAGACAGGCUGGAACCGUGUCAUUGUGGAAAAGCCCUUCGGGAGGGACCUGCAGAGCUCUGACCGGCUGUCCAACCACAUCUCAUCCCUGUUCCGUGAGGACCAGAUCUACCGCAUUGACCACUACCUGGGCAAGGAGAUGGUGCAGAACCUGAUGGUGCUGAGGUUUGCCAACCGGAUCUUUGGCCCCAUCUGGAACCGGGACAACAUUGCCUGUGUCAUCCUCACUUUCAAGGAGCCCUUUGGCACCGAGGGCCGUGGGGGCUACUUCGAUGAAUUUGGGAUCAUCCGGGACGUGAUGCAGAACCACCUGCUGCAAAUGCUGUGUCUGGUGGCCAUGGAGAAGCCCGCCUCCACUGACUCGGACGACGUACGCGACGAGAAGGUCAAGGUGUUAAAGUGCAUCUCUGAGGUGCGGUCCGAGAACGUGGUCCUAGGCCAGUACGUGGGCAAGCCCGGCGGCGAGGGGGAGUCAGCCAGAGGGUACCUGGACGACCCCACAGUGCCUCGCGGCUCCACCACUGCCACCUUUGCGGCCGUUGUCCUCUACGUGGAGAACGAGAGGUGGGAAGGGGUGCCUUUCAUCCUGCGCUGUGGCAAAGCCCUGAACGAGCGCAAAGCCGAGGUGCGUCUGCAGUUUCGCGACGUGGCAGGCGACAUCUUCCAGCAGCAGUGCAAGCGCAACGAGCUGGUGAUCCGCGUGCAGCCCAACGAGGCUGUGUAUACCAAGAUGAUGACCAAGAAGCCCGGCAUGUUCUUCAACCCUGAGGAGUCCGAGCUGGACCUGACCUACGGCAACAGAUACAAGAAUGUGAAGCUCCCGGAUGCCUACGAGCGCCUCAUCCUGGACGUGUUCUGUGGGAACCAGAUGCACUUCGUGCGCAGUGACGAGCUCCGGGAAGCCUGGCGGAUCUUCACACCACUGCUGCACGAGAUCGAGCGCGAGAAGCCCCAGCCCAUCCCCUAUGUUUACGGCAGCCGAGGCCCCGCGGAGGCAGACGAGCUGAUGAAGAGAGUGGGCUUCCAGUACGAGGGCACCUACAAGUGGGUGAACCCCCACAAGCUCUGAGCCCCGCCCCCCAGGUCCCCGCCCCACCCGCCGUGGCCCCAUCUGUCCUUGUGCCUCCCAUUCGCCCGCCAGCCCGAGCCCACGUCGGGAGGGCUUCGGACCAUAAGCCUCACAUUCCUGGCCACUGGCCACCCUGCCCGCUCUGUGCCGCCUGCCACCCUGGGCCUAGUGACAUUCCGCAAGCACCACGCACUUGAGACUUGCGCCAUGACCGUCCCUGGCUGCCACCACCCCUUCCUGAGCCAGCUUCUGCCGGGACAGGAGGAAGGGAUGGCAAGGAGGGGUGGCGGCCACUCCACACUCCGCCAGCUCUGAGCGAGCUCCUCACAGCUGGGGGGAAGGGGCCGAGCGCUUUCCCACCCAUCUCAGUGCCACUUGACAUUCCUGGUCACCCGCUGGAAGGGACCUCCGUGCCGCCCAGCGGUCCCCUGUGUCGUGGGCCCCCCCCGAAUGUCCCUCCACCCCACCCUGCCCCUACAACUCUGCACUCCAUGGGCCACACACCCACAGGGGGCCCCCUUGCCACUGGAAGGGCUGGAAGAGCAAGGGGCAUGCACCGACUCAGCCCCUGCCAUUAAAUCCGCAGACAGAC